This is a messenger RNA of Cucumis melo (muskmelon), 702 nucleotides long. RefSeq names its product transcription factor MYB74-like. Gene Ontology annotation, biological process: regulation of stomatal movement. The transcript is spliced from 4 exons. NCBI's taxonomy places the organism in Eukaryota, Viridiplantae, Streptophyta, Magnoliopsida, Cucurbitales, Cucurbitaceae. The coding region runs from base 1 to 702 and encodes 233 amino acids. The record is from RefSeq and is a predicted model, not a curated record.
AUGCUUAGUCAAAGUUUGGAAAGAUGUGGGAAAAGUUGUAGGCUAAGAUGGAUAAACUACUUGAGACCUGAUUUGAAGAGAGGAAUGUUUUCACAACAAGUAGAGGAUUUAAUUAUCAGUCUCCAUGAAGUUUUGGGAAACAAGUGGGCUCAGAUAGCAGCUCAAUUGCCAGGAAGAACAAACAAUGAGAUAAAGAAUUUUUGGAAUUCAUGUUUGAAAAAGAAGCUGAUGAAGCAAGGAAUUGAUCCAGCAACUCACAAGCCAUUGGAGGAAAACAUGGAAGCCAUUAAAGAUGAGAAGAAGAACAGUACUUAUAAUAACGAGAAGCCAAAAAUGGAAGCUAUUCAUCAUCAUCAUCAUCAUCUUCAUGGAAAUAUUUCCAAGAUCAACGAAGAAUCAUCACAGCAUUUUGUUAACAAGAUUGAAUUUGAUUCUCUCAGCUCUUACUUAAACGGUGAAAACAACAACAACAACAACAAUGGAGGUGGAUUUUUAUGGGAAUCUGAGAACAAGCUCGAGAAUUUGUUAGAGUUUCAAACAAAUCAAAUGAAGAACUUGGAAUUCAAAGGAAGUUCUUCUAUUGAAGAAUCAAAGAUCAUUCAAAAUCAAAUAAAUUCAGCAACUUUUGGAAGCUAUCAUCCUUUAAUGUCAAUGUCAGAAAAUGAAAGAGCAGGAAGUUUUGGAAUCGUUCAUCACAUAUGA